AUGACCAAAGGGUCGUCGCCCAAAGCGGAGGCACCUCCAAACGGCGAGGCGCCGCCAAGCUACACCUUGGCAACGGGAGAUGUUGCAGACGCCACAGAUCCGUCUCCAAACAUCGACGUCACGGCCGCUUUUGCAAAUCUCUUCGUCUCCUCUGGCCCCUCAACUGGCCGCCCCAAUAUCGAUACCACUCUCGCGCAUCUGAAGCUUCUCCACGCCAUCGACGCCCUCAAGGAAGAUGUUGGUUAUACUGACGGCCUCUUUGGCAUCUUCGACAACCGUGCCAAGUGGGACACUGAGAUCCUUCAUGGCUCGGCUCUGCCUCCAGGGGUCAAGCUAGACAAGCUUGGUGAAAAUGAAAGAGAGAAGCUUGCUCUUAGUCGUCUGCGCGAAAAGCGAUGGGCUAUCUACCUUGCACGAGCAGUGGAUAGAUAUGAGGCAUGGUGGAAUGCAAUGGCCCAGGGCAAGACCAUGUUGACCGAAGAGGAUGUGUUUGCACCGGAUAGCCCCAAGUAUAUUGGCUUUACAACCAAUGGGACACCAUUGCCUUGGAUCAGAGAGUCGAUUCCACCGCUAGACGUCCUCAUGGUUAUGCAUGCCCACAUGCUGAACCCUAGGGCCUUCCUUGAAGACACCUUGCGCGCCAACAUGGUCGAGUACUGGAGCGCCGGCAUGCCAUGGAAGGCCGUGAGUGAAGGCAUCGCCACUGAUUUUGCAGAAAAUCCUAGUGAGGAGGCGAAGGAAAACUGGCUUUCCCUGACAGGACGCCAAUGGAGUAACUCGGCAGAUCCCAUGAACAAGCUCCUCAAAUGCCCCUGGUGCAAGGUGGACAUGCAAGUUCCUUGGACCACUUGCGGAGCCCUCGAAAAUGCAGACACGUCUGUACCGAUGGGAGUCCUUGGAAACGGAUAUGGCGACGGCAACUUCUCUCACCAGUGCCCGACCUGUAACAGAACCGUCAACAAGGAAAUUCUUGCCCUCUCCAAAUUUGUUCAAGACACUACUCUUUUGCUUAGCAAAGGCGUGCCAAUGCCCGGCACAGUCCUCGACAUACAAUCCGGCCGGCCAUCUACUCCGCCCAACCCAUUGCUCGUUCCAAACUUCACUCGCAACUUUCCAAAUCGCAUGAUCCAGCAUGAGCUGCGCAUCAAGAUCGUGGAGCUCCUCGACCCAACAGCGGAAGGCUCCAAAGCCUCGCCAUCAAUCGCCGACGUGCGAGAUCUCAUCGAGAAGACUAUCCGGAGUAACGAGGCAGUUCGUCGAAUCGACGGCGCCGUAGGCCACGCGGGACUCCAACUCGUGCGGCGCGAUGCCAAGAUUACCACCCGCAAAAUGAUGAGCCGCUAUUGGGAGAAUUUCUCCCCCUUCGCGCUCGAUCUGUGUGGUGCGGUUAUGCGCCAAGGCGUCUUCGUCGAGAAAAUGGUCAAGCUUGACUGGCUGCACAGCCCAUCCGCCAAGUCCACUAUGCUCCGUCUCAUCACAAAGUACGAUCGCUUCAUGCGCAUCAUUAAAAAGUAUCCCCUCAAGAUGGCCGUUCCUACGCUAGAUGUAGAUCUGGCUUGGCAUACACACCAGCUGAGUCCGCAAGAUUACUACGCUUUCACCACGAGGGAGACGGGAAAGUUUAUCGACCACGAUGACAAGAUUGAGGAAAAUGAACUGAGCGACUCAUUCGAGUGGACCACCAAGACGUAUCAAGAGCUUUACAAAGAAGUAUACAGCGAGUGCACAUGUUGGUAUUGCGAAACCAUACGUGACUCCCAGGGCUCCAAAAUCGGCAAAAUUCUCAAUGUCUCGUCCAGCCAAAAGCUCGCCGACUCAUUUCACGAUUCCGGCAACGCCAAGCUCUGUCCCCCCGAUAACUCGGCACAUAUCUCGGCGCAUAACUCGGUCAGGACUCUCUACACCCCCGAGCGCGCCGGCAUCACGGACUAUAUCCGCGCCCGCCAAGCACGGAAGCUGGAUGAGGCCUACCAGAAAGCGGCUAAGCGAGCAGAGAAGAAAGGAAGGGCUCUGCCGCCCAGGGACGAGUACUAUGACCAUUGGGGAUACAACUACUACAUGUAUGGUCCGUUCAUGUACCCCAUCUACUUCGCUCCAGGAGAUGGAGCCUGGGCCAACUGCGCUGCCGGAACCUGUGGAAACGGGAACAUCGCCGCCGGAUCUUCCGGUGCAUGCGGAGGAGGAGGUGGGUUUGGUGGAGGAGGAUGUGGUGGAGGGGGCUGUGGUGGAGGAGGUGGUGGUGGUGGAUGCGGAGGAGGAGGCUGUUAA
Molecule: messenger RNA, 2268 nt
Organism: Trichoderma virens Gv29-8
Lineage: Eukaryota; Fungi; Ascomycota; Sordariomycetes; Hypocreales; Hypocreaceae
Exons: 7
Coding region: 1-2268 (755 amino acids)
Source: RefSeq, a predicted model, not a curated record